Portunus trituberculatus (swimming crab) is the source of this 1090-nucleotide messenger RNA. RefSeq names its product U4/U6.U5 small nuclear ribonucleoprotein 27 kDa protein-like (gene ytr). Gene Ontology annotation, biological process: RNA splicing. The transcript has 5 exons. The coding region runs from base 277 to 705 and encodes 142 amino acids. NCBI's taxonomy places the organism in Eukaryota, Metazoa, Arthropoda, Malacostraca, Decapoda, Portunidae. The record is from RefSeq and is a predicted model, not a curated record. Gene Ontology annotation, cellular component: precatalytic spliceosome.
CACUGUACUCAGCUGUGACUGAGGCAGUGUGAGCACUGAGUUGUUGCUGGUGUUGUGGUGGUGAGGCACGGAAAGUUGUGCAUGGUUUGGAGUGCUUUAGUGGACUUACUGGAUUGUGUAGCUCUGCGGCAGGUCCCGGGAGGGCACUCCUUAUCAAGAAGAAGCAGAGGAACAACGCCAGUGCUGGAGUGGGAGUCAGACUCGGACAGACAGAACGUCAACCUAGUCGCAGCGCCUGCCUGAAAACGUUUUACUGUUGGCUUCCAAGUCUUGACAAUGGGACGUGAUAGGGAGAGAGAGAGAGAUCGUGGGGAACGAGACCGCUUCCAUCGUCACAGAUCACAUUCACGGGAGAGAGAACCAGUGCGUCGUGACAGAGACCGGGAUAGGGAGCGAGACAGACGGGAAAGGAGAAGCCGCUCAAGAUCACGCUCCAGGUCAAGAUCACCACGCCCUCACCGCAAAUCCUCCCCUGUCUACCUGGCAGGACCGUCAGGGAAGCAUGAAGAGGCUCCAGCUCAGGCCCUGACAGAGGAAGAGAAGCAAAUGAAGGAGCUUCUUGGGUUCUCUUCCUUCCACACAACUAAAGGCAAGAGAGUGGAGGGCAACAAUGUGGGCGCAGUCCAUGUGAUUAUGAAGCGAAAGUACCGUCAGUACAUGAACCGCAAGGGUGGCUUUAACCGGCCACUUGAUUUUGUAGCUUAAGGUGACAUGAUGGCCCUGCUGGUGCCGGUACUGGUGGUGUCAGGAAUGAUAAACCAUAUACAGGACAAAAGGUUCAUUCAUGUGGAUAAGCAUAAGGUGAAUCUGAUGUGUUAAUGUGUUGUACUGUAAUAGUUGUAUUUUUGGCAGCAGUGCCAUGUGCAACAAGUGAAAGAUAAAAUGACUUAUGCUAAAGGAAAAACAUGAGAAAGUUAUCAUGAACAGUAUCUUGCAUAAGAUUUAUUUUUUGGCCAUUGCUUUUUUUCAUAUAAUUUAUCACUGAAACUUUUAUGAAUUUGUCAUAAAUUUGAAAGUGUUAGUUAUAGUUUAUGUGAUUGUAGUUUUUAGAUUUGGUAUUUCUCAGAAAGCAAUAAAUCUAAAAGUAUGA